Molecule: messenger RNA, 897 nt
Organism: Fonsecaea multimorphosa CBS 102226
Lineage: Eukaryota; Fungi; Ascomycota; Eurotiomycetes; Chaetothyriales; Herpotrichiellaceae
Exons: 1
Coding region: 1-897 (298 amino acids)
Source: RefSeq, a predicted model, not a curated record
AUGGAAGCGGCGGAAGCACAACCGUCGGAGGAAAAGAAGGGCUUGAAAACGGUCUGGAACAGAGUCAAGGAUUUCUUUAGAGAAAAACCUACUGCCACACAAAUCUCUUCAUCUGCCACUACUACACCACCUGUUCCCGCUGCUGCUAUCGCUCCCCAGAGGGAAGGAGCUGCAGAUACACUCAGACCGUCAGUGCCAUCAAAUCCCCCAAAGACGUCGUCACUAAACCUUCACAGAGAACCCCCCACCGAGCAUUCGCCUGAAUUGGAAGUCGACGAUACAUCGGAGGAGCCCGCACAGCCUAACGAACCUGACUUGACAUCGCCACAAGAACCUGUCGAUGCCAAGAAGGACACCACAGCCGAGUCACACAUGCGGUUCACUAAAGCACAAGCAAUCUUUGCCAGGCACAACCUGGAACUGGACGAGGCAGAAUGGGAACCGAGAUACAGAGGAACCCCAGAAAGAGUGUACAAGAACAUACGAAUGAGAGUCAGGUACACCUGUCACAAUUGUUCCACGACAUUUGGUCGCGAUAGAAUCUGCGUGGGAUGUCAACAUCGGCGUUGUACUCGAUGCUCACGGUACCCGCCAAAGAAAGACCGGACGAAAUACUCGCAAGACCCAACAACAACUGGCCCUGCCGAACUCGUAAAUGAGGCUCCCCGGCCAAGUGCUGAGGGUGGAACGUGCCAUGAAUGUCGAAGUGGUUUUGAGGUCGAUGCUGAAGAAUGCCCCAACUGCCAUCACAAGAUCUGCGAGAGAUGUGUGCACGAAGCCACCAUUACUGUUGAACCAGGUCAUGGAGCCGCCCAGGAAGCAAGCCAGGAAGCUUCAGAGGUCGAACAACCCCAACAGAGGAAUCCCGCUCAACAAGAGUCAUCCGCUGUCAGCUAG